Molecule: messenger RNA, 610 nt
Organism: Hyalella azteca
Lineage: Eukaryota; Metazoa; Arthropoda; Malacostraca; Amphipoda; Hyalellidae
Exons: 4
Coding region: 11-610 (199 amino acids)
Source: RefSeq, a predicted model, not a curated record
CAAUUGCUUUAUGAAGCUUGCCUCCAACAUCAUUAUGAAGUUUGUUCAACUUGCUCUUUUAACUCAGCACAUUACCAACACUUGCGCUGCCUUCUGGAUUAGCGAAAACAAAGGGAACAAUUGCGUAUUGAACUCUUGCGUGUCACGCACCGUGUAUGUUAAUAACGAACUCAAGUGUGGCCUUUACUGCGGCACAGAAAGCUGCGACUUCUUCUAUUUUGAAAAUGGACUGUGCCGUGUUUAUCCUGCUGCUGCCCCUGGCACGAACUCGACUCAGUACUCGCCCCUCGGUGGCCGUGGCCGCUUCGAACGCGCACGAGGAAAGCCAGUGACGGCUUCGCUUCAAUAUAGCAACCUGUACGCAUCGAACGCCGUCGACGGCAAUAAUGCAACUAUUUACCACUCAUCGGACCUCGCUGGCUACGAGAUGCCUUGGAUUCUCAUUGAUUUGGUGAGCUGUCUGCAAGUGGAAAAAAUUCGCUUACAACCCUACGCACCAGAACCAUAUGUGGCACAACGCUUCGUUGAUGUUCAGAUUUUGGUUGGCGUUAGCGCUCCUGCCAGCGCUGGAGACUUCAGCACCUUCACGGUGGUGGUUACUCAUCAGUAG